Molecule: messenger RNA, 4139 nt
Organism: Belonocnema kinseyi
Lineage: Eukaryota; Metazoa; Arthropoda; Insecta; Hymenoptera; Cynipidae
Gene: Zn72D
Product: zinc finger RNA-binding protein
Exons: 10
Coding region: 124-3126 (1000 amino acids)
Cellular component (GO): precatalytic spliceosome
Molecular function (GO): double-stranded RNA binding; single-stranded RNA binding; zinc ion binding
Source: RefSeq, a predicted model, not a curated record
CAGUGGCGGCGCGGUUCGAAAACGUGUAAGCCAAUCGUGUCGCUUCCAGCCAUUAGGUUGAGUUCGUGGCACGCCCUACGUCCCCUACGACUUCCUUCUUUCCGGGAUUCUCUGCAAGGAAGGAUGGCGCAGAACAAUUAUUUCGGAUUUACUCACGGCGGAACUCAAUAUGGGGCGACCAGCGGAUACGCAGUGACGCCAGCGGCACAAGCCGUCCAAUCCUACGACGCUGCUAAGACUUAUUAUCAGCAACCAGCCGCUGCAGCCGCCGCUGGUACCUACGCCGCUAAUCCAGGCACUGUGCCACAAACCUACGACUACGGUUACGGUCGAGCAGCUCCAGCUGCAACUUACGACGCUACCAAGACUUACUAUCAGCAACCAGCUGCUGCACCCGCGACCUACACUACAACAGAAACUCAUUAUCAGGCUGCAAAGCCCGCUUAUAGUACGACAAGUGCCUACACCGGCGCUCCUAGACAAGCCACAACAACCGGACCAGCCAAAACUUAUCAGGCAUCUAGCACAGCUUAUCAGCAACCCAAUCCCGCACAGGCUGCAACAUAUUCAUCUGGAUAUACCGCGCCACCAACGCCAGCCGCUCCACCGGCAAACGCAGCAAAUAAAACGGCGAGUACGACGUACUCAGGCUACGACGCGGCGCUCUACAGCGCUGCGACCAUGUACGUAGCCCAGCAGACAGCAAAUACCAAUUCCACCAACCAGAAGACGGGCGGUUGGCAGGGUUAUGGUGGACGAAAGGGAUUUGGCGCAGGUGGCGGUGGAAUGAAGCCAAUGCGUCCGAAACAGCCACCCAAGCCCCAGCAGCUCCAUUACUGCGAUGUCUGUAAAAUCAGCUGCGCUGGACCGCAGACAUAUCGCGAGCAUCUUGAGGGCCAGAAGCACAAGAAGAAGGAAGCGUCGCUCAAGGUUCCACAGCAGCCACCAGCGCGCGGCGCCGGAAAUUCACUUCGCUGUGAGCUCUGUGAUGUGACUUGUACCGGAAAUGAUGCUUACGCGGCUCACAUUCGGGGCGCCAAACAUCAGAAGGUUGUCAAGUUGCACACAAAACUGGGAAAGCCAAUUCCGAGCGCUGAUCCAACUGUCUUGAAUCCAAAACCUGCGGCGGCGGCGGCGGCGGCUGCUGCUAAAACCACCGGAAAGAAAGGCACGGUCACGGCUACUCCUAAAAUCAACUUUGUUGCUUCUGGAAAUCUUGGAACGGUAAACGCAGCUCAAGCUGAAGCGAAGGCUGACGAUGGAAAUGACGACGGUGGCGAUGAUUCCAAUGUCGAUGACAAGGACAUUCAGCCGGUUGGCCAGGAGUACAUUGAAGAGAACAAGUCCGAGGAUGGAAAGAUUAUCAGCUUCAAUUGCAAGCUAUGCGAGUGUCGUUUCAAUGACCCGAAUGCCAAAGACAUGCACAUGAAGGGUCGUCGUCACAGGUUCGCCUACAAGAAAAAGGUCAAUCCCGACCUGGUUGUCGACAUGAAACCGAGUCUCAAGCAGAGGAAGAUGCUCGAGGAGAAGUUGCGCCGACAGCAGGUGCGGGAGGAGUAUAUGCGUCGUCGGGAGGAAAUUAAUCAGAUGGGUCCGAUGGGACCGAUGGGUCCGAUGAUGGACGACGAGAUGAUGUACUGGGAGGAGAGACGUCGCUACGAGGAAGAGUGCGAGUAUUACGAGUGGUAUCGUCGCUACGGCCGAGGACCUGGUGCACCGCCAAUCCCACGACCUUUUCCGGGACCACCGCCGAUGAUGAUGUUCCCGGGACCACAGAGACGUCCUGACUCGUCUGAUGACAAGCAUGUCCUCGCUCAUCAUUCGACGAUCUAUCCCAAGGAGGAAGAACUGCAGGCAGUUCAGAAGAUUGUUUCACACACGGAGAAGGCGCUCAAGUUUGUGUCGGACGCUUUGGCUGAGGGUGGCAAGAAACCGGUUGUUGCUGGUGCUGCUAAUAAUACGGCAGCUGUCGUCGCACCUGCUGCGCCUGCUGUUGUUGCUCAGGCUAAUAAUGCCGAUGGCGUGAAGAAGGAGGGCGACGACAAGAAGAAGAAUGCUGCUGCGGCAGCGGCGGCUGCUGCUGCUGCAGCAGCUGCUAUUCCACCGCAGAAGGAGGAUGGAAGCGAUGGGAAUUUGUUUUCGUUCCAGAAGGAGAAGGAGGACGCGAGAAUUCUGCGUGGAGUUAUGAGAGUUGGAAAUUUGGCGAAAGGUCUUUUACUUUCGGGCGACAAUCAUGUAUGUCUUGUAGUUCUCUGUGCUGAGAAACCGACCAGGACUCUUUUGAACAAAGUUGCCGAGAUUUUGCCAGCUCAGCUGAAAAUUGUUGCUCCAGAAGAUACGUACAAUGUAGGAAAACAUCCAGAAUCGGCGGCUUUGACUGUUUCUGGUGGAUCGGUGACUGUCAGCGUAACACUCACGAGUCCUUUGAUGCGCGAUGCUAUCAAACCGGCAACUCCAGCAGAUAAUGCUGGACAGCAGCAACAGGGAGCUGCUCAACCGCAAACAACGCCCGCAACACCGGCUGUGACCAAACCAGAUCCGCCAGAUGUACUUCCCAAGGCUAAGUGUUUGGAGGCUUUAGCUGCACUCAGGCAUGCCAAGUGGUUUCAGGCUAGAGCAACCUCAUUGCAGAGCUGCGUAAUGGUAAUACGCAUAAUGCGUGAUCUGUGCAAUCGUGUUCCAACUUGGGGGCCAUUGAACUCAUGGGCGUUGGAGUUGUUGACUGAGAAGGUGAUCAGCACCGCUGGCGGGCCACUUAGUCCAGGAGAAGCUUUGAGACGACUGCUAGAAUGUGUGGCAGGAGGAAUUCUGCUCCCUGGAGGACCAGGCUCCUUACUUCCAGGAUUGUCCGAUCCUUGUGAAAAGGAUCCAACCGAUGCAAUAGGAACCAUGACGGCUCAACAAAGAGAAGACAUCACUGCUUCGGCCCAGCAUGCACUCAGGCUAGUGGCUUUCCGGCAAAUUCACAAAGUCCUCGGGAUGGAACAGCUUCCGCCACCGAAAUACAAGGGACGCUUUGCUCGCAAACGACGACGCGACAAUAGCAACGGCGAGGGAACCGACAACGAGGCUUCAAAGAAGGACAAGAAAGCCGAGGAAAUCAAGAUGGAGACGGAUUCUAAGUAGAUCCAUCCCCCUACCAAAACAUUCAAUUUACUGAUUAAGUAUAACUUAUCUACCGUAAGAAAAAAAAAAACAGAAACAAAAAAGAAAGAAUUUUCCUCGAAUCAAUGGCUUGUUCGCUGAGGUCACAAAGGGAGAAUCCAAUGAUCUCGAAGAAUCGGCAGCGACGAUUCUCUAUCUUAAGAAACCGUUUUUUAAAAUAAAAAAUAAAAACUGUUUUUUAAAUCAAUAUAAGGGAGAAGAAAGAGCAACUUUAAAAAAAAAAAAAAACUGUUUUGAAAGAGAGUUUAAAAGCAUAAUUUGAAAGUAACGCAUUUUCCGUGAUCUUUUAAAACAGGCCAUUGACUCGGUUCAAUAGCUCUAGGAUUAUUUCCUCGAAUGAAUUUGAUAGAAUGCUGCAUUGGAUAGUUUGGAUUACAUAUUUAGCUCUAUACUUAAAACAAAAUCUGGGCACGAUUAAGGGGAGUUGUGAAAAUUCCGAAGGGGGAGAAAAAAAUGAUGAUGAUGAGCGGCGAAGGCGAAGAUUUGUAAGUUUUUGAAAGCUAAAAAUGUAGAGACAACCAUUUGUAUCGAAACUCCAUGUGUAUGUUGUGUGUGUAGUCGUACAGAAACGAAAACGAAAAAAAAAAAAAAUGAAACGUUUGCUCUAGUAAGAUUUCGACGAUAGAGACUAAUUAGCAUGUUUCACUCUGCAAAAAUAUUGCAAGACUUUUUUUUUCCUUUCUUUUUAGAUCCAGCUUCUGAGUUUUUUGACGUUCACCGAGAUUUUUCAUAUAUAUAUAAUAAUAAUAAUAAUUUUAAAACGCGAACAAUUUUCCUAUCAAUUUGACGUUACUAUUAGUUGAAAAAAGAAGCCCUUUGGAAAAGAAAAAAUAUUAAAAUAAUCGUUAAUAAUUGAUAAUAAUGAAUAGUUGAAAACUUGUUCGUGGUCACAUCGACAAGAUUUCUUCGACACGGUGUAUUGUUCUCCUCUUGUAUUUUCCAACUUUGAUUGAAUAAACCAAACGUGUAUUUCA